UACUAGGUGACCUUCAAUGACUUGCAGGUUCAGACUGUUAGAAAGUUAACAAUAAUAAAGAGUUGUGGUGAUUUAACACCAUAAGCACACAUGAAAACAGACAUUUGAUGCCAACUCACCACUGCAACGACAACAUGAAACCAUAAUGCCUGCGGUGGUGAAAAGGGCUGUAAUAUUAUUGUCAAACAUUUAAGACAGUGCGUUGAAUUUUAUUGUUUUAGGAAGACAAAGAUCACAAAGGUUUUUUUUAAAACCUAAAGAAAACUAAUUAAAUAAACACUCCCCGUUAUCAUGACUAAACAAACUAAAUACAUGAACUGAUCUUAGAGGACAAGACAGUGUCAUACUGUGGUUUAAUUUCUGUUUAUAUGUGGCGGACCUUCUUGGGACCUUAUUUUCCUCUGAGAACUGCUUGUAUAUUCAGUCAUGGAAAACAUAAAUAUUUCUGAGUUUCCCACGUAAAUAUGUGUAUAUUAAAUCUCUGAGUCAGGAAAAAACACGGUUUAAAAAACCACCAUUAUAGGUGAUGGUCUGUGACAUUCUGCCAUUUCUGGUCAGCAGGCUUUAUUUACAUUUUUUGCAGCAGUAUGUAGUUCACAGCGUGGCCGAACCCCCGAGGGCUCUCACGGUACACGUCAUUACGCAUUCCCGUCUGAGCCAAUGGGGAGCUGCGGAGGGCGUAAAGCGGUCUCGCGCCGGGUAAAAGGGAUUUGACAGUUGCAGGUCUCGAGCUGAUCCUCCAGCAGACUUCCUCAGUGGGACAGAGACCAUGGCGGCGGCGGCGGCUGCCUGCGGCCAGCACGGCGCUGCGAUAACGGCCGUUAGCGGCAAAAAACCGCACACGAACAAGGAACACAGUCGGAGGAACCGGGAGAACUCUCGCCGGAGACAAGCAGCUCUUUUGUUUCUCAGUAACAUCUCCCUGGACGGGCGGCCAGUUCUGAGUUACCCGGCCGAGAAUGUAGGAAGUCGCCACCACCACAGAGACACCGACUUGGAGGGAGCCGACUCCGGCUCUGCGGUGGCGGCCGGCUUGUGCCCGGAGCUGGGCAACAACAGCAGAUACGGGACGUUCACCAGUUUGGCGGUGUCUCCGAGCUGCGGGAACGUCAAUCCCGCACAAGCACCGAGGACAGGACUCCUCACAGUACCGCCCAUCCUCGUCCUGCCGUCGGACACGGGCUUCAACGAUGUGGGGAGCGCGGAGGUGCUGCUGGAGUGCCGCAGAGGCUCGUUCCCCUCGCCGGGGAACAGUAACCUGCUGUCGCCGUCCCCGUCCAACAACAGCCUGCUACCGUCUCCGCUGGGACCGCGGAAGUCUUCCACGCUGCUGUCAGUCCAGAGCUGCAACUCGGUGUCCUCGGAGCCGCGACAGAGGUCUCGAAACCUCUCUGGUGGUUCUCCCAGACCUCGACACACCAAGAAGAUCCACUUCAUCAAAAACAUGAAACAAUACGACACAAGAGGCAGCAGGAUCGUGCUGAUCUGUGCCAAGAGAUCUCUGUGUGCUGCCUUCUCUGUCCUGCCCUACGGAGAAAGCAUCUACCUCAGUGACCCCACAUUAAACCACCCGAGGAGGAGACACUCGUCUGGAAACAUCUCCACCACCCUGGAGAUGCUGCCGGGGCUGGAGGGCUUUCAGCUGGAGGCCUACGGCAGGUCAGUGUCGUACGCCCAGUUCCUGUACCCCACCAACGCCCUGGUGAGGCACAAGCCGGCGUCCACCAGCGACCUGAUGCUGCAGAUUCCCGUGUCCAGGAGCACACACAGCAUGCCGGGCCGGAGCUGCCCACCCAGCAGACUGAACAGCACUGUGGGACUGGACCUAGGUCUUGAGGACGUGACAGAAUACGACCCCAACCUCCUCAGUGACCCCCAGUGGCCUUGUGGGAAACACAAGCGGGUGCUGGUCUUUGCCUCCUACAUGACGACGGUAAUAGAAUACGUCAAACCAUCCGAUCUGAAGAAAGACAUGAACGAGACGUUUAAGGAGAAGUUCCCUCACAUCAAACUCACUCUCAGCAAGAUACGCAGUCUGAAGAGAGAGAUGAAAGGUGUCGGGGAGGAUUGCGGCAUGCAGCCCGUCACCAUCGCGAUGGCCUUCGUCUACUUUGAGAAGUUGGUGCUGCAGGGUCGACUCAAUAAACAGAACCGGAAGUUGGUGUCAGCAGCCUGCAUCCUCCUGGCGGCUAAGAUCAGCAGUGACCUCAAGAAGCAGGAGGUCAAACAUCUCAUUGAUAAGCUGGAGGAGCGUUUCAGGAUCAGCAGGAGGGAGCUGAUAUCCUUCGAGUUCACCAUCCUUGUCGCCCUGGAGAUGGCGCUCUACCUCCCCGAGAGUAAAGUCAUGCCGCAUUACAGGCGGCUGGUCCAGCAGCAGCAGUUAUAGCGGUGAUGACGCGCUUCCGUCCAGCAGCGUCCAGCUCCACGCUGAGGACUCGCCCUCAUCUCAGACACCAAAGCUCUUCCACACUGUGACGGAGGCACGACAGCAGCGAGGAGCCGAGAGAGACGCCGCCUUCUCUUCCUGCCUCCAACGCCAAAGUGACGACACACUGUGAUUGAUGGUUCGGCCGGUGCCUGGCUCAGCGGCACCACGAGAAUCACUGGAGGUCAAAUCCAUCACAACCCCACAAAACCACGUCUUUGUUUUUCAUCCGUUUGUCCUUCCGUCAGUUUUAGAAAAGGUUUCCAUCACCAGCUCCUCACAGAGUUUAGUCCUGAAGGUUUGUGGACAGUCUUCGAUAAUUCUUCGAUAAAAUUUGAGUGUUUGAGUCCUUGCUUCUGAAAUCUCUGCAAAGGUUUCCCUUCAGGUUUCACCAUAACACCCGUUUGUUUAAAGGACAGCUUCACCAUUUUUUCAAAUCUGUGUUUAAACAGUAGUCAGGUGCUCAUAGAAACAUAAAGCAAUAUUCUUAUUUUACAUUAAAUACACACUAACAAGGACCGUGACACUGCAAGAUAUUCACUUGAUUUGUUGGACUCAGACUGCUGAAGCCUCCUGUUGGCUUCAGAUGAACAUUUCAGAAUAAAUGUUGAACCUUUAUAACAUCUUAACAGCCAGGAUGAACAUGAGGAAUCAUCACAGCGAGCAAAGACAGUUCCAGUGGCCAUACGCACAUCUGACUGUGUCCACAGAUCCAACAUGACUGACGCAUGUUGAAUCAACAUGAGAUAUUCAGUUCUCAGCAGUGAUAAAUCACAUCCUGUCACAGUCGUUGGUGUUAAACCUGCAGGGAAAUCGUUAAAUGCGACAUGUUUGCAGUGUGAGCGGCCGGGCGGCUCAACUCGUCGACACGUCUGAUCGUGCGAGUUGGUUUUGGGUUUGUGCUUAAAAAGUUCACAGAAAUAGAGAAAUUCAAAUUGAAGAGCUGUUUUUCCAAACUGAGUUGAAACACUUCGUUCUCUCUGAACCGUCUCAAAGCGUCGACACUUCUUCUUCACUGCUCUGAUCGUAGAUCAGUUUCACCUGCGUCACAGUAACACACCUGGAGCUCCACUGGAGGACUUUAGAUGUUUAAGUGCCUUGCCCAAGGGCACGUGAACUGUAGAUGAUCCUUAUCUGUCCGUCCUUUGAUCCAGGGAUUCAAACCAGCAACUUUAUGCUCACCCCUCCUCUCAUGUCGUCGUCCCUCCGUCUUGCUGGUUUGGUUUCAGUCUGGAGGUCACACAGAAGCAACGUGUCCGUUAUCUCCUGCGUUUAAAGACUGAAGAACGUCAGAACGACGAGAAGUUUCAACAUUUCUUCAUAUGAAACCUGAAAUUUAGCGUCUUCAUCCCAACGUCAGGAGACGCACAGCCUGACGUUAAUGUCACCAAGAGGUGGGAAUCAUUACAUUAAUUAUAUCUUUUCUGAUGAUUAGUCUGUUGUCUUUGUGUUUUAUGCAAAGGUUUACUGUCUUCUGUGAUGUUCGAGUAGUCGGACGAACCGUGAUGUUCGGCUUUGACAAACUGUGAGAGGUAAACUGACUUUUUCCCAACAUGUUAUAGACCAAAUGAUUAAUCAGUGAAUUGGAACAAAAGAAUAAUCGUUAGCUUCAGCCGUAAUUAACAGUCAUCACUUCAAUCUUUGUCCAUGAUUUCAUGCUGCAGAACUGAUUUUUAUUUAUUCUCACACAACACAGCUCACAUACGGUACUGUUUUAUGUUCGGAGCGGGCCGGUGUCGACACCGACGUCUCUCAACGUGGACGCAAAGACAGUAUUCAUGUUCCUCCGUAGCUGCGUACGUGUUCGUUCUGUCUGAACUGUGAAGGAACAUCAGCUACCAGAAACACCUUCCUGCUCAUGAACUGGCUUAGAAAAACUGUUUCACUCAGAUAUUAUUUAUUCUGUUUUCACUUUAUCAUAAAGGGACAAAUAUUUAACCAGACAGGCUCCGGCAGGACGUUUGUGCAGGAAAAACAUUUUAUCUGCUUGACGCAAAAAUAAAGCAGAUAUUUUGUUUUAAAUCAGAAGUGGUAACCGUCGGUUACAGGCGGCUGCACAAACGCUCCCUGUAGCUCUGUUGUUUUUGCACUUUGCCUUUUCGCUUCACAAUCCUGAAUCUUUAUUUUACACCAAGUAACGAGGGUAAUGAUAUUUUUCUACAUUAACUGUGUGAAGUGUUAUUGUGUCAUUGUACUUUUAAAAACUGACCGUCACUGAAAUGUAUUUAUUGCUAAUAAUCCUCCAGAUGAAGAGUCAUGAACCUGCAGGUGAUGCACAGCAUCUUCACGCCAGAUGUUGUAGUUUAGAAAACAUUUCAGCUGAUGCGUCAGAUCAAAAAUAUGAUUCUAAAUCUGGAGUUUGUACAUCUCUGUUCUUCCACUGAUGUUAUUUUCCUCGUGUGUUAAAGGGACUUUGUUGUGUUUUGGAGUUCGGGUUCAUCUGCACUUGAAUGUCGGAGCAGGAGAGCGACUGUAGAGACUGAAGUGAAUCAUCUGUUGGUUAUUUCACACAGAACUGAUCAGGAAUUUCUCUCGUUCUCUCUCUGCAUCAACACCUGCUGAGCUAAAUUUAGCAAAUCCAGUUGAGUUUAUUCUUAAAGCUUAAAUAAUUGUUUUAAAAAAAAAGAAGGGAAGAGUAAUAAGUUCAGUGAUUUAUCAAACCAGCUGGACGUCCUGAGAGGCAAAUGAGAAAAGACAUUCUUCUGAUCCUUUUAAUUUUUUUUUUUUUUUUUUUUGGAAAACAGAUGAAAGUCAUUUUGUUUUCCAUGUGACAGAAACAUUCCCUCUUUUUUCUGAUGGUCCACUUUCUGUUUCAUUUAAAAAGUUGUUGUAAAAGAUUUUGGCAGGAAAAGUUCCUACCAUGAAAACAUCAGAAACAGUUUUCUCCUGGGAAAAAGUUUUUGAAAAUGAGGGUUUUUUUUUUUUUUUUUAAUGAGUAAACCGAAUCAUUUUUUAUGCCCAGUAGCCAAAAAAUAAUUAAAUUAUUUUUUGUAGAAGAUUUUGCUGAAAGAAAUGUUUUCUUCACUCAGAAGAAAAAUGAGUCUGGGAAAAAAAAAAAUGUUUUCAUGGUUGAAAAAAAAAAAGCUUCUGUUUUGUUUGUCUCUCUCCUGCUCUGACGAAGAACGUGAUGAACUCUCACUUCACUAUUUGCACUGAGACACUUCAGAGCAGAGUCGCAUAUUUCAAUUCUUAUACUUGUGAAAUCUGGAAAGAUUAUUUUGGCAAUAAUGAUUUGAAAAAGCAGCAAAGCUUCCUGUGUUGAAGCUGAUGAAAUACGAUCGACGUUAAAGAAGCACAACACCAGACGACGUGAUGAAUCUACGACUCUGCUCGAGAGUAGAAACGACACACGAUCUUCCAAAGUCGUCUUCUCUACAUUAGAGAUUUCAUAUAUUGAUUCUAUGCAGCUUUUAUUCCGUCACCUUCAUCCUCCUCCUCGUCUUCCUCCUCAGUGUGUUUACCUGUAAUGUGCCACAGCAUUUAUUUUAACCCGACACUCCGUUAUUUAAACCUCACAUGUUGUUUUUCAGUUUGUUGUUUUGUAUCAUUUUAUUUGAGCACUGUACAGCCGUAAAAAAGGGAAAUAUUUACCAGUGUUUGUCUUCCAUUUAUAAUUAUGGUUUUUACAUUUUAAGUUAUAUUUCUAGUUAAGUUAAUUUUAGGUUUUUGAAUUGUGUUUUUGUGUUUUUCUUAACGGACAACAUGGACGAGCCACACAGCAGUUUGUUUUUUUGGCAGCGUUGCCGUCGAGGCUUCACGAGAAAUGAACGUGUGGAAAUAUUAUUUAUGUUUCGGGCUCAGCUGUCGAUGCCACUUUGUUCACAGCUCGUGUCGUGACGCCGAAGAUGAAAUCUGAGGUUUCAGGACGUUAACUUGUGACGAAAGUGGGUCAUAUUUUUGUAGAGAGAAGUUCAUCAGCAGUGUCUUGUAUUAACUCCACUGUGCACAGCUGCUGUUUACAGUGAUGUUGGUGAUGCUGCAGGACACAACUGGAGCAGAGCAGCGGCUGAAAAGUAUUUAUAACAAUAUUUUGUAAAAGAUAAAAGACCAUAAACUGUUUAAACUGCCAAUGUUCAAUUCAUGUUGGGUUUAUUUUCAUUAAAAAUAUGUGAAUUACA
Molecule: messenger RNA, 6543 nt
Organism: Acanthopagrus latus (yellowfin seabream)
Lineage: Eukaryota; Metazoa; Chordata; Actinopteri; Spariformes; Sparidae
Gene: cables2b
Product: Cdk5 and Abl enzyme substrate 2b
Exons: 10
Coding region: 770-2386 (538 amino acids)
Biological process (GO): regulation of cell cycle
Source: RefSeq, a predicted model, not a curated record